Messenger RNA from Monoraphidium neglectum, 915 nucleotides. Its product is annotated as protein geranylgeranyltransferase typeII. Gene Ontology annotation, cellular component: cytoplasm; Rab-protein geranylgeranyltransferase complex. The annotation marks the transcript as partial. The record is from RefSeq and is a predicted model, not a curated record. Gene Ontology annotation, molecular function: Rab geranylgeranyltransferase activity. NCBI's taxonomy places the organism in Eukaryota, Viridiplantae, Chlorophyta, Chlorophyceae, Sphaeropleales, Selenastraceae. The transcript is spliced from 7 exons. Gene Ontology annotation, biological process: protein geranylgeranylation.
AUGCACGGGCGGCCACGGGAGGCGAAGCACAAGCUCAAGGACCCCAAGGCAGCAGAAGGCUACAAGAAGAAGGCGCGCGCCGGUGCAUGCAUUGCACGGCGUGUCGAGGCGAUACGGCAGGGCACGGCGCUGGUGCUGGAGUGCCGGCGCCUGCGGCGGUACGACGCCCCCGCGCUCGCGGCGGCGGCAAAGCUGCUGAAAGUGGUGCCAGAGAUCUACACGGUCUGGAACUACAGGCGGGAGGCUCUGGAGCCAGUUUUUGAGGCUGGCGGCGAGGCGGCGCAAAAGGCAUCCAAUGAGGAGCUGGCACUCACACAGGUGCGGUUGGCGGUUGGCGGCGGGUGGUGGCGGUUGGAAACGGCGGUUGACGGCGGCGGGCGUGCCUAUGAGCGGCGGCUCUGGUUUGCGUGCCUGUUGGAGAACCCGAAGUCGUAUGCCGCGUGGCACCACCGCAAAUGGACGGUUUUGAAGGGCCUGGCAGACCUGGGGGCGGAGCUGAAGCUGGUGGGAAGCGCGCUGGAGCAGGACGGGCGCAACUUCCACGCGUGGGCGUACCGGCAGUUCAUCGUGAAGCUCUCGGCGCCAAAGGUCACCACGGAGGACGAGCUAGCCUACGCCGGCGGCUGCAUCGCCGCGGACUUUUCCAACUACUCUGCGUGGCACUACCGCACCAUCCUGCUGCACAAGCUGUACGCAGAGGAGGUGCAGACGGUCUCCUUUGAAGACCUCAUCGCUGGUAGAGGCCCCACCAGCAGCAGCAGCAGCGGCGGCGGCGGCGGCGGCGGAGGAGGAGGAGGAGGAGGAGAGGGUGGAGGGGCCGCGCCCGGCGUGCGGGGCGCGUUCAGCGGCACCGCGGCGCAGCGGCGGCCGAUCCCGGCGCACGUUUUGGACCAGGAGUACGAUCUGGUGCACCAG